UCGUCCUUCCACCGGUUCUUCCCACCUGCCGACUUUCUAGCCCACUUCUCCCUUUCCCUUUCGGGAAAUGGAGUUUUCCGGCUUUUCUGAUUCCCAGUAUCAUCCGGUGGGUGAUCGCUCAUAAGACUCCAUUUCCCAGCAUGCCUGUGUACACUCUGUCCUCGCCCCUUAGAGACGGCCAUUUUAUUCCUCCCGGAGACGCACUAAGAUGACAGCCCGAGAGAAGGUGAAGGUUGUCUCUGGUGAUCGGCGGCCCGGCUAGCUCCAACAGGGAGGUUUCCAGCAUGGAUCUGCACACAGCGGUAUACAAUGCGGCGCACGACGGCAAGCUGCUGCUGCUGCAGAAGCUGCUGGCCGGCCGCGGGCGUGAGGAGCUGGAGGAGCUGCUGGGCGAGGUGGCCGGCGGUGGCACGCCACUGCUAAUCGCAGCGCGCCGUGGACACCUGGACGUGGUGGAGUACCUGGUGGACCACUGCGGCGCCAGCGUGGAAGCGAGCGGCUCCGUACACUUCGAUGGAGAGACCAUCGAGGGCGCGCCGCCGCUCUGGGCAGCGUCGGCUGCGGGUCACCUAUCCGUGGUGCGUAGCCUUCUGCGCCGAGGCGCCUCAGUCAACCGCACUACGCGCACUAACUCCACGCCUCUGCGCGCCGCCUGCUUCGACGGCCACCUGGAUGUAGUGCGCUACCUGGUGGGCGAGCACAAGGCGGACCUGGAGGUAGCCAAUCGCCACGGCCACACGUGCCUUAUGAUCUCCUGCUACAAGGGCCACCGCGAGAUCGCGCGCUACCUUUUGGAGCGCGGCGCACAGGUGAACCGGCGCAGUGCCAAGGGCAACACCGCCCUGCACGACUGUGCAGAAUCUGGCAGCCUGGAGAUCCUACAGCUGCUGCUGGGCUGCCAUGCGCGCAUGGAGCGCGACGGCUAUGGCAUGACUCCACUGCUAGCUGCCAGUGUCACUGGGCACACCAACAUCGUGGAGUACCUCAUCCAGGAACAGCCCAGCCACGAGCAGGUCUCAGGGACAGAGCUUCCCAGAGAAGGCUCCUCCCAGGUGGCAGGAAACCCCUGUUCGACCCCAGAGGAGGCAGAACCUUAUGAAAGCUGCUGCCCUACCAGCCGGGAAGCAGCUGUGGAAGCUUUGGAGCUGCUGGGUGCCACCUAUGUGGAUAAGAAAAGGGAUCUGCUUGGAGCCCUGAAGCACUGGAGGAGAGCGAUGGAACUCCGCCACCAGGAUGGGGACUACCUCCCUAAGCCAGAGCCCCAGCAACUGGUUCUGGCCUAUGACUAUUCCAGGGAGGUGACCACGCCCCAAGAGUUGGAAGCCCUCAUCACAGACCCUGAUGAGAUGCGGAUGCAGGCGCUGCUGAUACGGGAAAGGAUCUUGGGCCCCUCGCAUCCUGACACUUCAUAUUACAUAAGGUACCGGGGAGCUGUCUAUGCAGACUCUGGAAAUUUCCAGCGCUGUAUCCGUCUGUGGAAGUAUGCCUUGGAUAUGCAACAGAACAACCUGGAGCCCCUGAGCCCCAUGACCGCUAGCAGCUUCCUGUCGUUUGCAGAGCUCUUCUCCUACGUCCUGCAGGACCGCUCUGCUAAGGGCAGCCUGGGCAUGCAGCUUGGCUUCACCGACCUCAUGGGUGUACUCAGCAAAGGGGUUCGGGAAGUGGAGCGGGCUCUGCAGCUGCCCAAGGAACCUGGUGACUCCGCACAGUUCACCAAAGCCAUUGCCAUUAUCCUCCACCUCCUGUAUCUACUGGAGAAGGUAGAGUGCACCCCCAGCCAGGAACACCUCAAGCACCAGACAGUCUACCGCCUGCUCAAGUGUGCCCCUCGUGGCAAGAACGGCUUCACCCCACUGCACAUGGCAGUGGACAAGGAGACCACCAACGUGGGCCGCUAUCGUGUGGGCGUCUUCCCGUCACUGCAGGUGGUCAAGGUGCUGUUGGACUGUGGAGCAGACCCUGACAGCAGGGAUUUUGACAACAACACCCCACUGCACAUUGCCGCCCAGAACAAUUGCCCGGCCAUCAUGGAUGCUCUCAUUGAAGCUGGGGCCCACAUGGAUGCCACCAAUGCCUUCAAGAAGACCGCCUAUGAGCUGCUGGACUCAAAGCUGUUGGCCAAGAGCACCGUGCAGCCCUUCAAUUAUGUGACACUGCAGUGCCUAGCUGCCCGUGCCCUGGACAGGAACAAGGUCCCUUAUAAGGGCUUCAUCCCAGAGGAGCUGGAGGCCUUCAUCCAGUUGCACUGAGCCUGGCCUAGCCACUAGUGCCCACUUGGGCCUUACUUCUCCUAGCAGAAGCAUCCAGUCCCCUUGGCCUGCUGGAGCGAGUCCAGCUGUUGAUUCUAGAAGUCUUCAGGGUCACAUGGUAGGAAGAUGGUCUUUCUUUGUGGAAAUGCAAAAAAAAAAAAAAAAAAAAAAAAGAUGCCCAAGCCUCUCCGGUGGCAUGCAUCUGUCUGUGUCUAGGAGGCCUCUGCACUGUCACCCAGUCCCCAGCCCCCUUGUCCUAGAGUCUGCAGUGAGCAAACACUGGCUCCUUCCUGCAGUGGGCACCGGCCACCUAGAUGUUUGCAGUUGGUUUGUCCCUUACUAAGCAGAUGGGCAACAGCCUAGAGCCCACAGUGUGCGGGUUUUUCUCUGUCUUUUUUUCACCGGUUUCUGUUUGUUGGACUUAGUAAUGACUUAGUUGGGAGUUGCCAGUAUUUUGCAGUGGCCACAGCUGAGAUCAGCAUGAACUGUGUGUGAAUGCAGAUCUGUGACCAAGGUCCUGGGAAGCCUCCUCAUUUCUGUAAAUGGUUAGAGAGAGGACUAACCCCCAAGAAGGCCCAGAGCCAGUUAGUUGUAUGAGUCACAGCCAGGCAGACACCAGUGCCUCUUGUCCUGCCCUCUGGACGGACAGAUUUUCCAACCUUGGGCUGCAGCUGGAACUGCCUGGCAGAUGCUAUGGCCACCAGGUUCACAUCUGUGCCAUACUUGUCCUGUCACCUUCAUUGCUGAGGACCUGACCCCCCCUCCUUGUAUUGAGGAGUCCCCAGUAUCCCAAUAACUUCUGGGAAUGGGCUUGUGACCAAGAUACGGGAAGGUUAGGAGCUGCCAGCUAGGGCAGCGAUGGACCCAUGUGGUACCAGCUUGGCCCACAUGGGGGCCCUGAGUGCAGCUCCAGCACCACAAAAAGUUACUGAACAGCUGCCUCUGACUCCACCAGCUCUGGACCCCAUCAUUUGUGGUGAGUGGUUCACCCUGGAUCAGGUCAAGGCAGGAGCUACUCAUCCCAGGCCUGUGGAAGCCAACUACAAGGGUAGCAAGUCACAUGUAGAGGGGCCAGUCCCUCCCUCAGCCAUGUAAGCCACAUAAGCUGUCUGGCCCUUGAGGACAUUAGUGUGUGAUUGCAGUGCUAGGUAGGUUCUCUGUAUAAACAAGCUUUAGGCCUUACUGGGCAGGACCUCACUGCUCCACCCUGCCAAAGUUCAGGUCAAACAUGAACCCCUGUAAGUCUUGGCACUGAUAUUUAUGAAUUAAAAUGCAGGUAUGUGAAGA
Messenger RNA from Grammomys surdaster, 3536 nucleotides. It is a transcript of the gene Fem1a, whose product is annotated as fem-1 homolog A. The transcript has a single exon. The record is from RefSeq and is a predicted model, not a curated record. NCBI's taxonomy places the organism in Eukaryota, Metazoa, Chordata, Mammalia, Rodentia, Muridae. Bases 285 to 2249 code for a protein of 654 amino acids. Gene Ontology annotation, molecular function: protein binding.